AUGGCACCUGAGCAGUGCUAUCUUGGCAGAGCGGUGGAUCAGCCGGUUAACUGCCGGUCGAGACGUCGAAUAUCGCCGGCGGCGGCGUUUGGGUUUCGCAGUCUGGUCCUUUUACUGGUUCUCCUGGCAUUUCCAUUGGUGAGAGGGAUGCUGACAGAAGAAGUCCUUAGGGAGGCAGAAAGUCGGGUUCUGCCUUUACUCAAGAAGAGCCCCAUCAACCUUUCUUUUUUCAACAGCUCCCCCUUUUCCGCCGCCCAGCACGUUGUGGAAAGACUCUUAAAAGCGCGGCUGAAGCAGGUGCUUCCCCAAAUCAAGUCCUCGGAGUUUCACUUCAUCACGGGGAACACGUGGAUCGACUACAUUUUCCCCCGCUUGACGUCAGACUGCUUUAUGAUACGGCCCACCGAUACCUACACCUGGGAGCAGCUCACGAAUCGCGUACCUAACGGCGUAUCGCCGACGCACCGCAAAGAACUCUUUGACCGUCUCGCUGUGGGCGCCGAAAGGGAACUCAAGGACAGCCCAAUUGACCUUGUGGCUUUCGAAAGAGCUCAGGCGCCCGAGGACGCCCUCCAGCGUCUUUGUGAGAAGCUCUCUCCGGUUCUCGAACGCGUCAUGGAGAGAGAGUGGACGGCAAAGGAAAGGGAUGAAAUUUCAGUGAAGCAGGCCUUUCUUGGCGUGAAGCCAGUCCUCGACGGACCCGCAAUAUUUGUGCACUCGGGGGCGAUACCGGUCGGACAAAUCUUCGGUAUUUUCGUAGAGCCGAGUUGGCUCAAGGUCUCCCCCGGCUCUGGGCGCUCUGGGGAAACGGGUUCGGGGGACGACGAAACGGAACUGGAUUUGCUGGCUGUCCUCGCCGAGUUGCGGGACUAUGUCGCAGACUGCGUGAAGGGCCAGAAGAUUGACUUCGCCGACUUUGCACAAAUCUCUGAUCCGGCGGAAGCCUAUGAAGCUCUCAAGUUGCGUGUCCGGGGCAUGGUGGCGCAGAAGAGGCAGGAGUGGGGUGCAUUUGCGAAGGAAAAACUCUCGGCUGAUGUCAGCACAGACUUUGUACUCGGCGGGACGGAUCCCAAGAAGCUGUUCACGAACUCGAGCACGAAGAGAGCAACCGAAAUUUCCGGUUGGCGCGCUCGCCACGGCUGGGAUGAGAUUAUGCCGACAGGAAGCACAAUUGCGCGUUCGGCGGCCGCAUCAUCCUUCACAGCCGGAAGCUACGUGCUGUGUGCAUCCGUCAUUUCCCUCUUCAAGGCCAUCGCGUUUGAAUGA
This is a messenger RNA of Besnoitia besnoiti, 1266 nucleotides long. RefSeq lists its product as uncharacterized. The transcript has a single exon. The coding region runs from base 1 to 1266 and encodes 421 amino acids. The record is from RefSeq and is a predicted model, not a curated record. Lineage: Eukaryota; Apicomplexa; Conoidasida; Eucoccidiorida; Sarcocystidae.